Messenger RNA from Cylas formicarius (sweet potato weevil), 2344 nucleotides. Its product is annotated as glucose dehydrogenase [FAD, quinone]-like. Bases 373 to 2232 code for a protein of 619 amino acids. The transcript has 8 exons. Lineage: Eukaryota; Metazoa; Arthropoda; Insecta; Coleoptera; Brentidae. Gene Ontology annotation, molecular function: oxidoreductase activity, acting on CH-OH group of donors; flavin adenine dinucleotide binding. The record is from RefSeq and is a predicted model, not a curated record.
CGCGUCGCUCGUAUCGCGCGAAAUGCUCAACGGUGAUAAUUAAAUCGUUCCACUUCCAUUGCUAAGCAGCAAUCUUUCAAUACAAAUCGAUUCGGCCCCCAACGAUACCCGAUAAAGCUCCGUGUUACCUUACGAAAAUUAUCAAGACGCGUAUGGUGGGGCGUCUCGUUAGUCCAACGCUCGGUUUAUGUGAUUUUAAAUAAACUACGAAAGGCGCGAUGUGGAUUUUUAAAACUUACACGGCCUUUGUCAAACAAUGACCACUACCGACAAAUUCCAUUAACACGCAAAGCGAUUGCUGAACUAUAAUACAGUUGUGACCAGUGUGUGGAGUGUUUUGUUUUGGAUAAAUUGCCUCACAAUUAGUACAAAAUGGCGCGACCUGACAACGUUCUCAGAGCUUGCGCGAUAUUGACCAUCGCUGUGAGAGCAACGCAACCGCAAUCCAUCAUAGACGGUCUCAUCAGCGUCAUCCAGGAAGGGGAGCAACAAAUCAACCUUGAACCCCCCGACAUGCCACCCGAAAAAUUACUGCCCCAAUACGACUUUAUCGUCGUAGGGGCGGGAACCGCGGGAUGCGUAAUCGCAAAUAGGCUGUCAGAAAAUCCAAAUUGGAACGUUCUACUAAUAGAAGCAGGAAGACCAGAGAACUUCUUGAUGGACUUUCCGAUCUUGGCCAACUAUCUUCAGUUUACCGAAAGCAACUGGAGAUACAAAACCCAACCGAGCGGAAAAUCCUGCCUUGGUUUGGACGGUGGCCAAUGUAACUGGCCCAGAGGGAAAGUAGUCGGAGGUUCGAGUGUAUUAAACUACAUGAUCUAUACGAGAGGUAACCGCAGAGAUUAUGACCACUGGGCCGCUCUGGGCAAUCGCGGAUGGUCGUUUGACGAGGUUCUUCCGUACUUCAUAAAAGUCGAGAACUUCUCAGUGCCUGUUCCGCACGAUCAAGAAUACCACGGCUACGAGGGCUAUUUGGACAUCAGUUACUCCCCUUACAGGACUAAAAUCGCAGAUGCCAUCGUCAACUCUAGUCUCCUCUACGGCUUCCCGUACGUAGACUACAACGGACCCACGCAGGUGGGCGUCUCCUACUUGCAGCUCAGUCAAAGAAACGGGAUCAGGGAAAGUUCCAGCAGGGCGUAUUUGCAUCCCAUAAGUACCAGAAAAAAUCUCCACUUAACCAAAUACACCAUGGUGAAAAAAAUUGUAAUCGAUCCUAUAUCGAAGCAAGUCCAAGGGGUUGAGAUGGUCAAAGGGGGAAGAACUUAUUUUGUUAGAGCGAACAAGGAAGUCAUUUCGAGCGCUGGUGCGAUAAACUCGCCCCAAUUGCUCAUGUUAUCGGGUAUAGGGCCUAGAAAACAUCUCAAGCAAGUAGGUAUACCGGUGCUGAGUAAUCUAAAAGUCGGCCAUAAUCUAAUGGAUCACAUCACGAUGGGGGGGUUUACUUUCAUAAUUGACGAACCUUUGUCUCUACGCACGGAAAGGCUCCUCAGUACAGAUAACUUGAAGGAAUACUUCAACAACCACAAAGGACCUUUAAGCGUUCCUGGAGGAUGCGAGGCGCUGGUUUUCACCGAUUUCGACAAUCCAAACGACCCGGACGGAUACCCUGACAUGGAGUUGCUGUUCCAAGGAGGAUCGAUAGUUUCGGAUACGGUUUUAAGGAAGGAUUUCGGCAUCACCGACGAAAUUUACGACGCCGUAUUUAAACCGAUCGAGCAGAAAGACUCCUUUAUGGUGUUUCCCAUGUUGUUAAGGCCCAAAAGCAAAGGCCGGAUCAUGCUCAAGGACGCCAACUACAAAAACAAACCGUUCAUAUUCCCCAAUUAUUUCGCUGAUCCUAAAGAUAUGGAGACCAUUCUCAAGGGAGUUAGGCUGGUUUUGGAUUUGGUCAAGCAACCGCCACUACAAGCGCUAGGCAGUAGGUUGCACGACAUUCCCAUACCUCAAUGCUCAAACAUACCAUUCGGAAGCGACGCCUAUUUUGAGUGCAUGACGAGACAUUUUACCUUCACCAUUUACCACCAAAGCGGAACUUGUAAAAUGGGACCGCCGUCGGAUAAAAGGGCGGUCGUUGAUGACCGACUGAGGGUAUACGGAGUGAAAGGUUUAAGGGUUAUCGACGCUUCCAUAAUGCCCGAAAUACCAGCAGCCCACACGAAUUCGCCGACAUUUAUGAUAGCAGAGAAGGGGUCGGAUAUGAUCAAACAAGACUGGGGUUAUUCGAUUUAACCUGUGGUGCCAAAAUCUGUGAUAUCGGUUGGGGAGUGAUAAGAGAUUGAUGUUUGUGUAUAUUUCUGAUUAAAUUAAAUUAAGUUGUAUAUAAGAGAAUAAAUAUAUUUCU